AUGAGUUCUGAGGUGCAGAAAGGGAAGAAGAGAGGGAAGGCUCAGUACCUGGGCAAUGCCAAGCGGCACAAGGGCGGCAAGCAGCUGGAGGUUGGCAUGCAGGGCAUCCUCAUCACCUGCAACAUGAAUGAGAGGAAGUGUGUGGGAGAAGCCUACAGCCUGCUCAACGAGUAUGGGGACCUGCUGUAUGGGGCUGAGAAGCUAGGUGAAAAGGAUGACAUGGCAUCAGGCAGUGAGGAGGAAGAAGAGGAUGAUGAUGAUGUUGAAGUGGCAUUGAAAAAAGAAGUUGAUCAGAUACGCACAUCAACAGAGAAAAAUCUAUGCAGGUUUCAGUCAGUGGAGAGUGGAGCCAAUAAUGUCGUCUUCAUAAGGACUCUAAAUGUUGAGCCUGAGAAGUUGGUGCACCACAUAUUAAAAGAUCUGUUCACCACAAAGAAGAAGAAAACGCGUGUGAUCCUCCGUAUGCUGCCUGUCACUGGUACAUGUAGAGCUUUUCCUGAAGAUCUCAAAAAGUACGCAGAGACUUUUUUUGAGCCUUGGUUCAAGGCUCCCAACAAAGGCACCUUCCAGAUAGUGUACAAAGCAAGGAACAACAAUCAUAUGAAUCGAGACGAAGUCAUUAAAGACUUGGCAGAAAUUGUUGGCAGCUUAAACCCAGAGAACAAGGUGGACCUCAGUAACCCAGUGUUUACGAUUGUGGUUGAAAUUAUCAAAAUCGUUUGUUGUCUGAGUGUAGUGAAGGACUAUACCUUGUUCAGGAAAUAUAACCUGCAGGAGGUAGUCAAGACCACUAAAGAGGAAUUUCCACAACAACCAGCAAAUGAUGACAAAGACAAAGCACAAGAACAGAGCAAAGAGGAGCCUGUGCCAGCCACUGACACCUAA
Staurois parvus is the source of this 885-nucleotide messenger RNA. The record is from the annotation of a GenBank genome assembly. Lineage: Eukaryota; Metazoa; Chordata; Amphibia; Anura; Ranidae.